This is a messenger RNA of Pseudozyma hubeiensis SY62, 612 nucleotides long. RefSeq lists its product as hypothetical. NCBI's taxonomy places the organism in Eukaryota, Fungi, Basidiomycota, Ustilaginomycetes, Ustilaginales, Ustilaginaceae. The coding region runs from base 1 to 612 and encodes 203 amino acids. The record is from RefSeq and is a predicted model, not a curated record. The transcript has 2 exons.
AUGCCGCUCCUGGUAGUCCGAGUCGCGCUGGCCAAUCAGAAUCGCGCUAUUUCCAAGGAUCCGCAUCGCCGUUGGUCUGCCUUCUCGCGCUGCCUCCAGACCCAAGCCAGCAUUCCACCUUGUCUGCGAACUGUUGGGUUUGAUAGCCCGGCUGUCAUCAACCGAGACCGCGUCCGCAGCGUUGCAAGCCUGACACUGGUCGCAAACGGCAUGGCGCACACUGGGCUCGCGAUCCUUCGAUCCAGCUGCAAUAGUUGCAAACACAUUGCACUUACGCUUCUAGAUCGAGCUUCGGGCCGACUCGACGUGCACGUUCAGUGUCUUGCUGCUCCGCUUGUCAUCGGUUAUACGGCCGACCGCGUGUGGCGACAUAUUGUGUUGCCUUUUGCUCGCUGUCCUCGACGUCGCAAUGAAUGCCUUUUGGCGCCGAGCUCGGAGCGGAGAGGACUCGCUACCUCGGCGCACCUUCCAGAGCUGCUGUCACCGCUGUUGCUGGAGCAGCGAUCUUGUCGUCAGGGUCCUUUGAACCGGCCAGCUGCUGAAAAAGAGAAGCCGCCGAUCCGUCAAUUCUGGGUGUCGUCGUUUUUUCGCCUCUGCUUUUCUUCUAGAUGA